Messenger RNA from Doryrhamphus excisus (bluestripe pipefish), 1238 nucleotides. It is a transcript of the gene mis18a, whose product is annotated as MIS18 kinetochore protein A. Lineage: Eukaryota; Metazoa; Chordata; Actinopteri; Syngnathiformes; Syngnathidae. The record is from RefSeq and is a predicted model, not a curated record. Gene Ontology annotation, cellular component: nucleus; chromosome, centromeric region; chromatin. Gene Ontology annotation, biological process: chromosome segregation; CENP-A containing chromatin assembly.
CAUGAUCAUAUAAAUUGCCAGUAGUUAAUAGAGAAAAAAACAAUUUAUAUACGACUACUGCGGACAUGGGAUAUACAUUCAGAAUGCAAGCUCAAAAGCAAAUAAUCAGAACAUAACGUCAUAAAAUAUAUAUUCGAGUUUUUAAAAGCCUCGUUCUAAUUUCUUAUUUCCCAAAUUCUUCAAAUGAGUUCUUUAUUGAUUGUACCUUUGAGCCAUAGAGCUCAUACACAUCCGAAGGGCGGCGGUAUUGCACUAAUAUGCUUUGCAUCCGCCGUCAAACGACAAAAGUGUAGAAGAAGAAGACGUCCUAGAGCUGCUGUGUGUCCUGUAUCCAAGUCGCGGCGCCAACAUUCAAAUGUAAAAAUGGCGACCAGGGGGAAGUUUUCUUCUAACGUCCUCAAUAGUGCAAACAGUACAUUUGAAACCCAAAGCAUGGACUCCACUAUCGUCCGAGAAAAGUUAUUCGGCCAAACGGAAGAAGACGACGACGAACCAGUGGUGUUCAUCUGCGGGAAAUGCAGGCUCCCUGUCGGGGAUUCCUUGUCUUGGGGUGGAAGCGAAGACGGACAAAAUCAGAUACGGUUAAAACGGGUCACUGACAAUGUUUUGGUUGGAAAGGACGCUCGCCUGCAUGAAGCCAGCAAAGGUUCACUCUGUCUCAUUGUGGAUUUGAUGUGCCGAGGCUGCCACUCUGUGCUGGGCAUGAUCUACUCCUCCACCCCCAAGAGCCUGGACCACAAGAGAUACAUGUUCUGUUUCAACGUUGCCGACAUUGACAGCUACGUGCUGGGCUCUGCAAGCCAGAUGUUGGCAGCAGAGGGCCCCAAGGAGCAGCCGGUGACGCUGGAGUACAGAGGCCAUGUUGAACAGCAGCUGCUGGAGAUGAAGAUGCUGGUGGUGUCCAUGGCUCAGAGAUUGGAGGAGAUCGAGGGCGGCCUUCAGGAUGGAUGCAAUGAGGCAUGACACAAAUGGUCAACCUCGUUCCUGUGUCUACCUCUGUUCAAACAAAGGCAUCCUGGCCCCACCCUGACCCGCUCCUUGCCAUCCAUCACGUUGUCAGAAGGGCGGGGGGGGUGGCCUCGUGACGCCACCACCUGAGCGGAUGCUCGCCGGCAGCAGAGUGCUUGUGUCAGCACAUCAGCGCCUCAAUCGAUUCAGUUGCCUUUGUCCUCCUUCACAUUUAUGUUUGGCACAUUCUGUUGUUUAACUCGUUAUAAAUAAAGUUGUUCCCAUCUGGA